AUGGGCAUUGAAGUUGAAGAGAACCCCGACUACGCUCCAGGAGAACAGCCAAAGGUCCGCAAGUUUAGGCGAGCCGCGCCGCCGACCUUCACGGAUGUCCAGCAAGAAAAGAUCUACAGGAAGGGCAGACUGGCAAUGGCUUGCCGAGUGGUAGCAGGGCAGGGAUGGGGAAUUGGCUGUGGCAUGCAGCUUACUUCGCGUGAUCCGGUCGACACCGACACUAUCUGGGUCGUCCCAGCGGGCAAAGCCCUCGCCGCUGUCAAGUCCUCAGACUUGAUUCAAGUCAGCAUCACCACUGGCGAAGCCAUCUAUAAUGAUGCUGAUUUCGGCUACGACCUCAACGCCGUGUCGAUACACCGGGCAAUCUACGCCGCGAGGCCUGAUGUGGGAGCCAUCAUCCAUGGAAGUACACCACACGCCAGGGCCUUUUCCAUGCAGGACAAGCCUUUAGAGAUGAUUGUGCAAGACUCGUGCACAUUCUACAAGCGCUUCAACCGUCUCCCCUUCUCUGCCGGCCAGCGUGCCCUCUCUGAGCCGCAAGGCGUGUCCAACGCUUUGAAAGACGGCAAGGGUUUCGUCAUGGAGAACCGCGGUAUCCUUCUCGUCGGCGCUACCAUUGAAUGCCCGAUCAGUUACUAUAUCAGGAUGGAGAGUUUGUGUCAGAUCCAAUUGUUGGCAGAGGCCGCCUUGAGGGGCAGGGGAGGAGACUUCGUGAGGGUUGGGCAGCAGGAAGUGCAGUUUACCUUUGACAACAGUGGUUCCGAACACCACGCCUGGUUGAUGGCGAUGCCCUACUUUGCGCGACAAGAUAGGUUGACUGGUGGUGCCAUGGUGGUAUAG
This is a messenger RNA of Cryptococcus wingfieldii CBS 7118, 840 nucleotides long. RefSeq lists its product as hypothetical. Gene Ontology annotation, molecular function: actin filament binding. Gene Ontology annotation, cellular component: cytoskeleton. The record is from RefSeq and is a predicted model, not a curated record. Lineage: Eukaryota; Fungi; Basidiomycota; Tremellomycetes; Tremellales; Cryptococcaceae. The transcript is spliced from 4 exons. The coding region runs from base 1 to 840 and encodes 279 amino acids.